AGCACACCAGAGCAGAGAGGCCGCGACCAGAGUCCAGACCGUUCUCCGUGUCUCUCUCCCCGCGCCACUCCGCGCCCUUCCGAAGCAUCGCCCGCCCGCGAUGGGCUCGCCGCCGCUCCGCACCGUGCACCUCCGCCGCUCGUCGCCGGGCGACACCGUGGCGAUCGCGGUGGACGGCGGCUCCGGGGUGGACCUGACCCGGGUGGGGCUCGCGCUGGGGCUGGACCCGGCCUCCGUCCGCCCCAACGGCUACUUCCUCAGCCGCGGCCCGGGCCACGUCUGCUCCGCCGUCACGUGGCGCGCGCUCCUCAACUUCUUCGCCGCGCGCGGGCUGCCCACCGGCGCGGACGCCGCCGCGCCCGUCGCCGUGGACGGCAAGCCAGCCGCGCCUCCUGCCCCGACCUCAGAUCCUACAGCUCUUGUGUGCUCAAAGCGAAAAUCUGGACUCGAGGUACAAAGGCGUUCCAAGAGGACCAAGCCUCAAGAGAACAGAUCAUCUCUUUCCAAACGAAGUGAUGAUGUACUUAGUGAAGAAAUCGUCCUUGGUUUGAAGAGAAGACUCAGAUUGGAUGACACAAUUCCAGCAAAGAAGAUUAAGCAAGAGGAGCACGGCUCAGACACACAGCAGCCGGUUAAAUUCUCUUGCAGCUUUGUAAAUGCAAAUGGAAAGCGGCCACGGGAGGAGGAGAUGAUUGCCUCACUUUCAUGUAAAAGAGUUCGGUGAUAACAGUGACAGAGAAUGCGCACAAACCUUUGAAAACACGCACGGUGACAGAGAAUGCGUAGAAGCCUUUGAAAACACGCAAACACGCGUCACGGCAUCGGUUCGCUCAAGACAUCCUCCAGAGCUGAGGUAAAUUGUCAUGUCUUGUCAGGUAGGCUUCAUCAACCAAAGGCCAUAGAAUUUUGCUUGGAAACAGUUGUUGAUGCAGCUAUUGUAUGCUGCACUUCAGCAGCCCCGUGUACAUCCGUGUGCUUGAUAUCUGUAACUAGAAAAAUGUUAUCUGUAAAUAUCAAAAUGCCUGUAACUGGAGUUUAA
Messenger RNA from Panicum virgatum (switchgrass), 1039 nucleotides. RefSeq lists its product as uncharacterized. Bases 101 to 724 code for a protein of 207 amino acids. The transcript has 3 exons. The record is from RefSeq and is a predicted model, not a curated record. NCBI's taxonomy places the organism in Eukaryota, Viridiplantae, Streptophyta, Magnoliopsida, Poales, Poaceae.